AGCGCGUACAGGCGGUCUCUCUUUCAUACAGUCACAAACCCAACACACAGGUAGCCGAGCAGUUUGGCUCUUUGGCCACUUAUUCCUCCCCCAAACCGGCGACAAUCUCACCCAAAAUUUCACCAGGCUUGUAAAUUCAACCCUCAACAACAACCACAAUGAAUAAAAUCUACUGCGGAAACCUGAGUGAGGACGUAACUGAGGAUGCCCUGCGCGAUCUCUUCGAGGAAAAUGGCAUUCCCGUCUCCAGCAUGGUGGUGAAGCGCAGCGCCAACCCGAACAGCAACGCCAGCCCCUUCGCUUUUGUGGAUGUUGAGAACGAAGAAAUGGCCCAACUUGCCAUCGAUAAGCUCAACGACUAUAACUUACUUGGAUCAGUUAUGGUGGUGGAGCAGUCUGUCCCCAAACGCGGCAGAGGCAACAGGAGCCGUUCCACCAACAUUCAGGUGCACAAUAUCCCCCUGAGCACUCCAGUGCAGGAAGUCCAGGACCUGCUGAAGACAUUUGGCGAUGUCUCCUCCUGCGAAAAAGGCAAGGAGGGUGCCAACGGUUACAGUGUGAAUGCUACCUAUGCAGCUGUGGAGCAGGCCCAGCAGGCCAUAAAGCAGCUCAACAACUAUGAAUUCAAUAACUCGCAGCUCAAGGUGAACUAUAAGAAUUCUGGGUCUCGCCAGAGCAAUCGGUACAAUCGCAAUCCCAACCGCAACCAGGGCAAUGCCGUGUUCCCUGUCAGAAUGCUGGUUCCCAGUGAAAUGGUCGGCGCCAUCAUCGGAAAGGGAGGCAAGACCAUCAAACAGACCACUGCAGAAACCAGGGCCAGGAUUGACAUCCAUCGCCAUGAGAACCCAGGAUCAGGAGAGAAGGUAAAAGCUGUGACCUUUUUUGGCAACCCCGAAGACUGCACUUCUGCUUGCAAGAAGGUCCGGGAUAUCAUGAGCCAGGAGUGCUGCCACAAAGGGUCUAUGCCCCCUCUGAAGCUGCUGGCCCACGAUGCUCUGGUGGGCCGCCUGAUCGGCAAAGGUGGAAGCUCCCUCAAGCACAUCAUGCAAGAGUCUGGAUCCACCAUCACCAUUUCCCCCUUACACGAGCUGACCAUCUGCAAUCCGGAGCGCACCAUCACCAUCAAGGGCACCCUAGAGCAGGAGGUCAAGGCCGAGUCGCUCAUCACGGCAAAGCUGCGCACAGCCUACGAGCAGCACAUGCAGAGCAUGCAAAACCAGCAGCAGAUGUUCCCUGGCAUCAACCACAUGGCCAUGUUCUCCGGCGCCGGCGAGCACAACCCCGGCGGCUACCAGAACCAGGGCAUGGGGGGACCUUUGCCUGGGUUGUACUAUCCCAAUCCUCGUGGUUACCGGGAUGUUCGCUCUCAAGACUACCCUAGGGAUGCAAGUGAGACUACCUACCUUUAUGUGCCCAACGAGUCUGUGGGCGCCAUCAUUGGUGUCAAGGGUGACAUCAUCAAGUCAAUGUGCCAGACAGCCAACGCCUCCAUCCGAAUUGCUCCGGCAGAGGACCAGAUUGCCUCGCGGGAGAACGAGGGGUCAACCGAGCGCAAGGUGACCAUCAUCGGCUCGCCCGAGUCCCAGUGGAAGGCCCAGCUGCGCCUCUUUGAGAAGGUCUGCGGCCAGGGCCACUUUGAGACCAAGGAAGACCACCUGCGCUGCGAGAUUGGCGUGCCGUCCAAGCUGGUGGGCCGUAUCAUUGGCAAGAAGGGCACCAAGGUGCGUGAAAUGCAACGCACGACAUUUGCCCGCAUCGAGGUCCCCCGUGCAAACAAGGAGGACGAAGAGGGCGACCAGGCCGCCGAUGAUGACACCGAGGUCAUGGUCAAGAUGUACGGAAACUUCUUUUCCCUGCAGGCCGCCCAGCGUCGCCUCCGCAAGAUGAUCUUUGAUUUCAUGAACCGUGGCAACCAGAACCAGAAUCAGUAUUCCUACAACGCUGGCUACUACUCCGGCUACCAGCGUCGCGGCCGCAUGAAUGGCCCAGUGCCCGGCAUCCCGCAGUAAGAGGACCCUGUCCCCCACCCCCAACCGUGUUCCCCCCCCCCAUCCCAUCUCCUCUCUGGAACAUGAUCUUCGGCGGGUUUACUCUUGGAUUUAACCUCACUCGCCAUCUUGAAAAGAAUGCUUACACUGUGAGUUGGAUGGUUUGCUCUUUUCCUUUUUUCGCCAUGUGUUCGAGCAUUCUUUUCAAGAUAAUUUCAAAGCCCAGAAAAGCUGGGAUUUAAAAGAGAAAAUUUUUAGGGGGGCGUUCCAAAACGCUAAACAAAGGUUGCUGAUAAUGGACUUCUUUCAUAAGUAUUGGGGUUGUGGUUGACCACAACGGGAGUUGAUUCAUAUUGGAGAAGACCCAGGAUGGGGUAGCUCCAAGGUGCAAGAUGAAUUGAGAAACGAUUGAAUACCACCGACAAUUUAAGGCCAAAUUGUCAGGCGCGGCUCUUUGACAUUUGGAAACGUCCAAAGAAGAAAGGGCCAAAUUUAACCCCCAGAAAGGUGCAGAUCGCAACACUUGGGGUGUCGGCAAAGGGCGAUUCGCACUCUUUUGGGGGGGGUUUCUUAUUGAUGGGACCGUUGAGUUGGUUCUUCUGCUUGUUUUUAUUCCCCUCCGAAAUUCCUGACUUUUCACGCCUGCCCUGAGAAGGCCGCAAAAUGGGACCUCGUUGGGUAGCCACCCUUUAGAACCGUAAACUGAAUGAAAUAUCUGGCACCCAGCUCGACCAUCCAGUUGGCAAAAGUUACGACGAUCAGAUCUUGCAAGUUGUGCGACCAGGUCGCGGUUGUUAGGCGUGAAUGAUCAAGGAAUCAACUUGCACAGUGAUAGUGCCAGUUUUUAAUUUUUCUUUUUUUUUUAUAUGAGAGGGAAUGAUGGAUAAUUUUGGCUGAAGUUAUGAUGAAAAGUUGAAUGGCUAUUAAAAUAAUAAGAGGCAUUGAAAAAAUGGCAUUCCGGAACAAUUUAUGGGAGAAUAUUAAUGGAAAAAAAUGAAAAAAAAAACAGUAAAAUGAAAAAUGUGAAAAAAAUAGUAAAAUGUUAAAAUAAAAAAAGACAAAUAUAUAUUAUAAAGAGAAAUUUAGUUUAAAACAAUAUGGGCCAUUAUUUUCUGGAGAGAAUUGUAUAUUAUGGCCAUAUUUGUUACUUUAUUUUUUACUUUUUGAUAAAAAAAAACAUAAAAAAAAUUACAAAAAAAUGGAGAUUUCAUCCAGUGCUACCUCUUGUCCAAAGUCUGUAAUCGAUACGUUUUUCCAAUGUCGGGGAAAAAUUUCAAAGAUGAGACACAUACUUGGCGUAGGAAAAAAAAAUGCAAAAAGAUGUUGGAUUGAUCCGACUUUCUUUGCAACACUACCGCUAUCGCAUUGGAGUAAUCUACAUUUUUAACGUCAUGUUAAAAAAAGAAACCUCAGACCUGAUUAAGAAAUCCAACCAAGAGAAACAAAACAGAAAUGAAAAAUCCUCACCAAGAUUUUGGAUCAUUGAAAUGGGUCAACAAAUGGUUUACUUGGCAAUAUAGUAUAAAUGCUGUGAUGGACAGACCCCAAAUCGAGCAAGUUUUUGUUUGCUCACUGUAAGAGGCAGCUUUUGAUGUGGGGUGUCAUAAACAGGGUCCAUCACUUCUUGAGAACUACUCUGAUUGUGGGAGUUCCAGUUGCCUACUUGCUUGUUGAGUAACAUGAAAGAUGAGUUUCAGUGGUGGAACUGAAGCAUCGUUUUAGAAUGAUACUGGGUAGGAGUAGCAAGUUACCAUGGCGAUCAACAGUAACGUGUUAAAUAAUGGUCCCUCUGCCCUUCCUCCUUGCAACAACAUAUCGUAUACUCGUAGAUUGUAAGUAUAUUAACGGUUUUAUCACCCAACUCGUAUUUAAGAGUAUUAUUUGUGUUACUUAAGUGCAGAACGUUUAACUCCCGUUUCCUUCGGAAUGGUGGACUACAUCGAGACAAAACAAAACAACAUUCAAAUGACACAAAGUAGUCCCUUUUUUCCAGUGCCGUAUCGUGUUAACAAACCAGGCCGUAAAAAAAAGCCAGCCUCUUUUUUUCUCUUUUGCACCGUACCCCCCGAGCAACCAAGUCGAAGAGAUUCUGGUACAAUUCUCAACCGGAAACGUUGGCUCCUCUCAUCGGUUGUUCGUUAGGGAUGGAUGACAGUUUCAAUCUUGCCAACCGACUCCAUUUUGGGAAGAGAUCUCUUCUGAAUGAUUGACCCUGGGGGUACAACCAAAGCAAAAAACUCUCCCUAAGCAGGUCUGUGCGCUGUCCUCUUGGAGGAGGACUGGACCACCCCGGUCGUUUGACAACUUAGCCAGCUGAUUUGCUUGAGUUGAGAGAAGGAGAGAGAGCAGUACAAACUUUUCAUAGAUAACGAUUUCAGAGUGAAACCACACUGGUUUCUUGUGACGGUGGUGAAUUGCUUUUUUGAAACACCCACCAUUACAUUUUGGUGGGAAAAGAAGGAUCCAGGCUGUGGGGUGAUUCUUUUUUUUUUUCUUGGAGACUUUGUUUGGAAAGAAGCUUCUUGGAACAAGAUUUAAAGAGGCAACAAAAAAACAAGCAGAUCGGACUUGAAGACAACACAGUUACUGUCAUCUUUUUUUUUUUUUUUAUUUUUUUUUUUUUACUUUUUUUGUGUAAAAGGAAGCUGCACUCUUCAGAGUGAGCUGAUCUCAUCACCAUAGUGAUGAAACUUUUUGCAAUCGAAAGAUUGCAGAGAAAAAAACAAUCUUUUGACGGCUUGGGCCAGAAUGCAUGGCGAUUUUCACUCCUUUCCCAUGGGAACCUGAACCGUAAUCCAGGCACACGCAGUCUUUUAAUUUUUUCUCAAAAGACUUUGGGAAAGAUGGUAGUCUGGUUUCCAAGCCCAACCUUGACAUUACAAAAAAGUCAAGUACCUGCCUCUAAAUGGAAGUUUAAGCAUGGGUCAAAAAUAACGAACAGUUCUGUGCUCUGAGGAAAAGUGGCCGGUCAGUAUUGGGAGAACAAAUUUAAACCAAACGUGUAGAAGUUUGUGGCUCAUUGGGACAGCUUACUGUUUUUGGUGACUCUUCGAUUCAGCAUGGCAAGGACCUCUGACUCGCUGUGAUGGCAAUUUGUAAUGGUUACAUGCCAUGUUAUUAAACCUUUUUUUCAGAGAAAGUCGGAAACGAAUGCUAAAAUAACAUGCACUUGGCGCUUCAGACGGGACUGAAGCCACCCGAACAUUUCUUUUAGCAUCUGUUUCAAUUGCUAGAUGUGUACUCGUUUUCCUUCAAUGUUUGGGUUUUUAAAAAAAGUAUUUUGACGCAAACGGGCUUUAAUUUGUUAAAAGAAGUUAGUUGUUGCUUUAAUAUAGUCAUACCACAAAAAGAAUGUAAUCUUAAAGUAGGUGUUGAGGGAUGCGUUUACCCCCAAGUCGCACACUUGGGAGAGACAUACCCUAAAUGUAGUUGUAAUUUUACACUGGAGUCAAACGUUGAACGUUUUGUGUUGAUGGUAAGAUCCAGAGAAGAAAAAAAAACAAAAAACAACAAAAAAAUCAAGGCCUCAUCGAGCCUUAACGUUGUGUUUCAAACUAGUUGGAAGAGUUAAAUCAGAUUAUUAAUAACGUUGCACUUGUUUACCAACUGUGACAGUCUCUAUUUGUUCACAUCACUUGUUACUAACAAAUUACAAUUUGAUAGAUUUAGUGUCAAUGUAUACGCCACAGAGAAGAGUUGUUAGAAUUUUUUAAGUAGCCUUUGGACUGGCCUAAACGGCAAACUGCAGCGAGGCAAAUUCCGCCAGCUUUCAUGAACUAGCUCUCAGGAAGCUGCCCUUGCCGAGGCAUCUCUUUGCUUUAUAAAACAGUAUUUACAAAUUAUAAAAGAAAACGGUUCCUGUUACAAAGUUUAACUUAGCUAGCAAUGAAAUUCAUUGGUUGUUAAAUUAAUGCUGAUUUCGAGACUUUCUGAAGUUUACAAAAAGUGUAUACUUUGCAUCGUACAUCUUUGUGAUUUAACUGCAUUUUUUUCCUUUUCAUUAUUGGUUUCUGUUAAAUAAGCUUUUUUAGGACUUUAUCUGAUAAUAGCAUGGCAUGGAACCAUAUUGAACUUGACGUGUAUUUACAAGUUAACAUUGGUUCAAUCUAGCAAUGUGUCUGACAAAAUUGGAGUGUUUGUUAUGAAGAAAUUGGGAGUUGACAGGGCCCGAAGAAAUGUUUACCUUACGAUAUUUGUGAACUAUCGCAGCUGAAAGCUGGGCUCUGUAAGCUUGUAUCUGCAAGUGGUGUUUGAACGAUCAGAUGUUGAAUUUGGCGAGCUUUAGUACAGCUUAAUGCUAAGUUAAGCAACAGUGCUCAUAAUCCACUAAAGGUUUUUUUUUGGGGGGGGGGUAUUUAAACUUCCUCCCUUUUCUUUGGUGUGAAAAAAUUUCAAUGCCAAAAUGCUAAUACCGAUCAGGGAGAAUUGGACGGGAAUUCAGACUUUUGUGCUGAAAAAAAAUCUGAACGGACACAGGAAUUUUAUUGUCAAAACGGGUUUGGACAGUUUUCUUGCCACUGUUGUCCGGGUGAUUUUUUUUUACGGAAGGUUCGACCGUGUGGUAGAUUUCCUCGUGGCCACAUUUGUAUUACGGGUGCGUGGUUACGUUUGGAAUUCUCGGAACAGCUUAGCAAAGUUGAUAAGCAGAAAGGAGUUGAGGCAAUUAAACACGUGCACAUUGAUGGUAAAAAACGCAGCCUUGGUCCAAUGUGCCUGCCUCAAUCUGCUGAAGAUGGCAAACUGGUUAUGCGAAGGGGCUAGAUUUCUGAAUCUUCACCCUUCGAUCAUAUCAUUUCUCCCACUGUUUUCAUAAAAUUCUGUGUUGCACUUAGCUUUCAAAAGGAUUGUUCUUUCAAAUGCUCAGUGGUGUUUAGGGCGGCCACUCAUGAAUUCUUUAUUCACGUCCAUAAACUGUUGAAAUUGACUUGUGUCCACCUCACUUGCUAGAUUGAGCUCAUUGAACUGACGGGAAGAAAUUGGACGGGCAGCUUGUAAAGAAAAACACCUGCCACUACUCUGGCGAAAUAAGCUCGUAGAGUGUGUCAAACAAGUCUGCCGUCAAUUUUUGCCCAACACUAUACGGGGAAAGGUAUAACCAUUACCCAGUCCCUUGUAUUAAUUAACUGCCCGUUUGCAAUCUCUCAUUUACACGUUUUAUGUUUACUCUUACUGGAUUAAAAUCAUUAUUCAUGUUCAGUUA
Messenger RNA from Acanthaster planci (crown-of-thorns starfish), 7188 nucleotides. Its product is annotated as insulin-like growth factor 2 mRNA-binding protein 3. The record is from RefSeq and is a predicted model, not a curated record. NCBI's taxonomy places the organism in Eukaryota, Metazoa, Echinodermata, Asteroidea, Valvatida, Acanthasteridae. Gene Ontology annotation, molecular function: RNA binding.